Molecule: messenger RNA, 510 nt
Organism: Lachnellula hyalina
Lineage: Eukaryota; Fungi; Ascomycota; Leotiomycetes; Helotiales; Lachnaceae
Exons: 2
Coding region: 1-510 (169 amino acids)
Source: RefSeq, a predicted model, not a curated record
AUGUGGCCGAUAUGUUUCUUCAUCGUGGCAUUCUGGCCGAUCUUCGUACAUUCUCUCGCACCCACAGACGAGAUUCAAGAUGCCGAUCCAGCUCAGUCAGGCUAUCUCGAUAACCAUAACAUGCAACCGACCAUCGUUGGCUCUCAAAACUUCGGAAUAUUAUGGCAAAAUACUUACGGUGCCAAGGAGAAAUGGUAUGCGAAGCCACUUGUGUACACCCCGCCUGGUGGGACCCAGCUUGUUUUCCUGGCUUCCUCUAUGAAUGUCAUUCGAACCCUCGAUGCUGUCAACGGGACCAUGUUGAAUUCUCGUACCGUCCAACCGCCUUUCCUGCAAAGCGACAUCGGCUGUACGGACAUUCCUGACUACAUUGGUAUUACGGGUACACCGAUCAUCGACGCCAGUGUAAACACGGCGUACUUUUUCGCCAAAGGCUACAAGAAUGGAGCCUCAUCUGGUGGCGUGGCAAAUGGUGAGCAUCAGAAAGGCGAGUUCCCUGGGUCUCUUUAA